AUGGCAGCCGCGGCAGGGAUGCUCGAGCUGCCCUUCGUCCGUGAUGAGCAGCUCACCCAGUGCAUGCGGCUGCGAUUCCAGAGCCUGCAGCAAAAAAACAUCAGGCCCCAGGAUGGCGAGAAGCUGCUGCAUCCCAACGAGUAUGUCUACCGAGUGGAUUUCAUCCGGCAGCACAGCCUGCGCUUCCUCCGCUGGGACAUCCGGCUGGAGGGACCUGGGAAGGUCACGGUGACCGGCACCUCCCAGCACUGGACUCCUGAUCUCACCCACCUUAUGAACCGGCAGCUCCUGGAGCCAGUUGGCAUUUUCUGGAAGAAGCCAGGGGCCAAGGAGGUGGAGUGCAACGAGGCAGAUGCCCAGGAAUUUGGGGAGCGGGUAGCGGAGUUAGCCCAGAUCCGCAAGGUGAUGUAUUUCCUCCUCGCUUUCACGGACGGCCUCGAACCAGCUCAGCUGAAGGGCUCCAUUGUUUUUAAAGCCUGA
Molecule: messenger RNA, 480 nt
Organism: Pterocles gutturalis (yellow-throated sandgrouse)
Lineage: Eukaryota; Metazoa; Chordata; Aves; Pterocliformes; Pteroclidae
Gene: OMP
Product: olfactory marker protein
Exons: 1
Coding region: 1-480 (159 amino acids)
Biological process (GO): sensory perception of smell; signal transduction
Cellular component (GO): neuronal cell body; cytosol; axon
Source: RefSeq, a predicted model, not a curated record